ACGCGUUGCACUUGUCAAACAAAUCGCCGUGGUUUUCGGGCUGAGGCGGUUCCGCGCCUGCCGCUUCCCUUGAGCACCGUGAUGCGGCAGCGCUGCCGACUGGUUGCUUAGUCUCUCUCCGCCAAGCCACAGAGAGGCGAAACCCGCGCGGCGCCUCAGAUCAGUUACGUUGUAAACGGGCUUUUACAGAGGAGCGGACUUUUGGGUAGCGUCGUCGUCGCUAUGGGGAGAAGGCGGAGAGGCGCGCCCGCGUACGACGAGGAUUUCUCCUUCGUCAGCCCGGUGGUGAAAUACUUACUCUUUAUCUUCAACCUGAUUUUUUGGAUCAUCUCUCUGGUGAUGGUGUCUAUCGGCGUGUACGCCCGCAUGAUGAAACAUGCAGAGGCAGCCAUGGCCUGUCUGUCGGUGGACCCUGCUAUUCUCCUGCUGGUGGUGGGGGUGCUCAUGUUCCUCAUCACCUUCUGUGGCUGUGUGGGCUCCCUCAGAGAAAACAUCUGCCUCCUACAGACGUUCUGUGUCUGUCUGACGGUAAUCUUCCUGCUGCAGUUAACUGCUGGUGUCCUGGGUUUCGUCUUCUCAGAUAAGGCCCGGACCAAAGUGAGUGAUCUCUUCAACAAUGCCAUCGUCCAUUACAGAGAUGACAUCGAUCUCCAAAACCUAAUUGACUUUGGUCAGAAAGAGUUCAGCUGUUGCGGUGCCGUGGCCUACACUGACUGGUCUCAGAAUGUAUAUUUCAACUGCACCCUCGAUAAUCCCAGUAGGGAGCGCUGUUCUGUACCCUUCUCAUGUUGUCAUAUAGCCAAUGAUAAGGCAGUUAUUAACACCAUGUGUGGCCAAGACAUGCAGGACAAGGACUACCUCCAGGCAGGGGCCUACAUUCACACCAAUGGCUGCAUUGACAAGUUUGUCAACUGGAUCCACAGCAACCUUUUCCUACUUGGAGGCAUUGCCUUGGGACUUGCUAUACCACAGCUGGUGGGGAUCCUCUUGUCUCAGAUUCUGAUCAACCAGAUCAAAGACCAAAUUGAACUGCAGGACUACAAUGACCAGCACCGCUUCGAUCCGUGGCGCUGAGCCGGUCUGGGUCAACGGCAGAUCGAUGUGAACAGAAAUAUGGUGUCACAGCCAGCAAUGGGUUGGGGGUAUGGCAGGUUGGGUUCCCAACAAAUGAAGUUCCCAACAAAGGUGACGAUGUUCAUCCUCAGCGUGAGACUCUCAAACACACACACACACACACACACACACACACUAGUGAUGUGGACUAUGGUGAAUUUGUGAUGUGUUGGGCAUUGGGAAGAAGACCAGUCAAAGAAAGACCACAUGCAGGUGAAGUGAGAUGUAGCUUGGCAAGAAGGAAAGACAGCGGUCUGAUCCUCAAGUGUCUGCAAACUCUUGGAUCUUAUUCCCAAAACCAUCAAUUUCCUCCAGUUGUGCAAGUUCUAUCAGGAUUAAGAGGCAGACGAAAGCAAAAGCGAACUCUGCUGCUGGGAUUUUUGUUUUUGAAAACAUUGUGGUUUGCACUCAGAAAAAAAAAACUUUCUCCAAAUAAUGCAGAAGAUUCAGUAAUAUAAUGAGACAUUUGGAGACUAUUUCCUGGCGUGAGAGUAAGCCAAAUCUUUCAACACAUUGAAUGGAGAUGUUACAUCGCUUUUCAAGGAACAGUUGUAAUUUUGUUUAUACGGGACGAAAAGACCCUCGACUAAACUGGUCUGCUGGACUGCCCUGAAGCCCAGUCAGAUUAAUGGCAUUGUCUUCAAUGAGAUUGAUGAUGAGCGUGUACUGGAGGAGCUGGAUCCGGGAAAGUUUGAAGAUCCCCGGGUCCAAUUGUGGAGCCUUCCUGCACUAAGAGUAAGGUAGCCCAGAAAGCUGCAAACAGUCACCCUCCUGGAUGCCAACCACUCUAAAAACCUUGCCAUCACAUUACAAAAGGCCAACAAGACCACAGGAGAUCUGCAAAGCCAUAGAGAAAUUUGACCUAAAGGCCUUACCUGUCGACUUUGUGGAGUGUGUGAUGCGAUUUCUGCCCGCGGAAGCGGGAUGUGAGUGACGUCCACUCAACCAGCUUGCUGAGGAGCGCCGCAUCAUGCUCCUGUUCAGCAAGAUAGAGAGGCUCACCCAGAGGAUGAACAUCAUCACCUUUGUUGGAAACUUCACUGACAAUGUCAACAUGCUUACACCACAGUUGAAUGCCAUCAUUCAACUGUUGAUUAAUGAUCAAUGAUGAUGAAUGGUUGGGAUAUUGGCCUGCCAAGUUGGGCCAUACCUGCCAUUUAACUGGGAAGCAUCUGACCUUGAGCUGAGGAUUUAUUCUUUGUACUACAUGAUUUCAGAACCACCGGGAUUGUGUGAAAACGUGUGAACAGAGCAACUGUGCUCUUUUAAAAUAAUGUGUAGUGGACUUAAGCUGGACAAACGGCCAAACCUUGGACAAACAGCUGGAAAACUGGGAAGCUGUCCUAUUUAGUAGUACUGUCUCCCCCUGGUGGACAUACAACAGGCCUGCAGUCCAGAUGAUGGACCUUAUCCCAUCCAUGACUUUUUCAGACCUUGGUGUCAAACCUGGCAAUGAGCUUUUUGGAUGCCAGAGCUCUUGUUGAUCUUUAACUAGGCACCGUUUUAGUUAUUUUCCACGAUGAGCUACUUUAUUCUUUUACUAUUCUUAUUUUCAUCAUCGAAACAGGAAACCGGACUGGGAACUGAUGUCUUUCACUUGCUUCAGCUGCAUCCACCUUUCAGAACGCUUUGCUAAAUAACAAGCAAAAAAGUAUUGUAUGGAAAAGUGAGAUUUUCAAAUUUCAAUUGAUUAAUGAAGACCUACCAUUUCAAUUAAAAAAAAAAAGUCAAAUAAAGGAUCUAUGCACACUCUAAGAUGUAGCUUCAUUGCUCUGAGAUGGGUUGUGUUUAAGGUUUAGUUGAGAGGUUUUACUUUAGAUUACAUUGUUUUGCAUCCUGAAAUUGUAACUUUUUGUGGUGUAGCUGAAAUGCAUAUUUUCAGUGAAUGCGUUUCGACUUGCGUCUCUCAAUAAUGUAUACAAUUUUAAUUUUGAGACAUUGCACAACGCAUAUUGCCACUUUGUUUGUCAUCUUGAUGCUUGUUUCUCGGUUAAUGCUGUCUGUACUUCCAUAGACUCCAUGCCUUUGAAAUAAUAUUUACCCACAAACGCCCUGUGUUAACAAAACGUUUGUGAACCCUCUAACAAAAAGGCUACACAUAAUAAACACUUCGGUUUACAAAACAAGUCCAAAGUGUUAGAGUGUUUACGCUGGUGUUGGGCAUCUUCAUAACAUGGCCAUGUUGGGCCGAUGUCCUGCGUGGACCGGCACGUGAUGUCAUUUCCUCUCUGUCAUUUAUGCCGGCUGAGAGUCGGGAUGAACUCACUGAUGAUUUUGUGGAGGUGGAUGAGUCAAUAUUCUUCCAUUACCAACAGAGAUGUAAUU
Molecule: messenger RNA, 3438 nt
Organism: Lampris incognitus (smalleye Pacific opah)
Lineage: Eukaryota; Metazoa; Chordata; Actinopteri; Lampriformes; Lampridae
Gene: tspan33a
Product: tetraspanin 33a
Exons: 8
Coding region: 223-1074 (283 amino acids)
Cellular component (GO): membrane
Source: RefSeq, a predicted model, not a curated record